AAAAAAAAAAAAAAUCAUCCACUCUCAGACUAGACAACCACAAACCAAAACCCACAGCACCAGCAACAACAACAACAACAACAAAGGAGAAGCCAUCAAAGCAGCAUCAACUACAACAAGUGGUGAAAAAAAAACAGCAAUAGUAAGAGAAGGAUAUGGGCGUGGACUACUACAAGAUCCUUGAAGUAGACAAGAACUCCAAGGAAGACGAUCUAAAGAAGGCGUACAGGAAGCUGGCCAUGAAAUGGCACCCCGACAAAAAUCCCAACAAUAAGAAAGAAGCCGAAGCUAAAUUCAAACAGAUCUCCGAAGCCUACGAUGUCCUUAGCGAUCCGCAGAAGCGGGCCAUCUACGAUCAAUAUGGGGAAGAAGGGCUGAAAGGGCAGGUCCCACCUCCCGGCGCUGCUGGUGGGCCGUCCGUCUUCCAGACCGGAGAUGGGCCCAACGUGUUCAGAUUCAACCCCAGAAAUGCGGAUGACAUUUUCGCUGAGUUUUUCGGUUUCUCAAGUCCGUUCGGAGGAGGGAUGGGAGGUGGGGGCGGCGGGUUGAGGGCUGGAUCGAGGUUCCCCGGCGGGAUGUUCGCGGACGAUUUCUUCGGGUCGUUCGGAGAGGCUUCAAUGAAUCAGCCUCGGAAGGCGGCGCCGAUUGAGAAUACGUUGCCCUGCAGCCUGGAGGAUCUGUAUAAGGGGACCACGAAGAAGAUGAAGAUUUCAAGGGAGAUUGCGGAUGCAAGCGGGAGAACCAUGCCAGUGGAGGAGAUUCUGACAAUCGAGGUCAAGCCCGGCUGGAAGAAAGGAACUAAAAUCACAUUCCCAGAGAAGGGUAAUGAACAGCCCAAUGUCAUCCCUGCAGAUCUUGUCUUCAUCAUUGACGAGAAGCCACACAAUGUAUUCACAAGGGAUGGGAAUGAUCUGGUCGUUACGCAGAAGAUACCACUGGUUGAAGCUCUGACUGGCUGCACCGUCCAUUUGACAACACUCGAUGGCCGGAGCUUAACCAUCCCCAUCCAGUCCAUAAUCCAUCCAAGUUAUGAGGAGAUUGUUCCAAGGGAAGGAAUGCCGAUACCCAAGGAACCCACAAAGAGAGGGAAUCUUAGGAUCAAGUUCAACAUCAAAUUCCCAUCAAGGCUAACUGCGGAGCAGAAGGCUGGAAUCAAGAGACUGUUGCCACCAUGAGACCCAUUGGGAAUGGUUUUGGUUAGCUAUAAUGACAGUAAGUUGAAGGCUGGAAUCAAGACCGUUGCUUGCCGUCUUGAGAUCCCUUGUGAAUGGUUUUGGUUAGCUGUAAUGAAAUUAAGUUAAACAGAACGUGGGAUUUGCAUUUAUGGAUUGUAAUUUUAGUGAGGUUACAUAUGUAAUAAACGCAAUUUACAUCUGUA
This is a messenger RNA of Magnolia sinica, 1378 nucleotides long. RefSeq lists its product as uncharacterized. Gene Ontology annotation, cellular component: cytosol. Lineage: Eukaryota; Viridiplantae; Streptophyta; Magnoliopsida; Magnoliales; Magnoliaceae. Gene Ontology annotation, molecular function: protein-folding chaperone binding. The transcript has 3 exons. Bases 156 to 1175 code for a protein of 339 amino acids. The record is from RefSeq and is a predicted model, not a curated record.